Molecule: messenger RNA, 1857 nt
Organism: Cygnus olor (mute swan)
Lineage: Eukaryota; Metazoa; Chordata; Aves; Anseriformes; Anatidae
Gene: FBXO31
Product: F-box protein 31
Exons: 10
Coding region: 24-1721 (565 amino acids)
Molecular function (GO): protein binding
Source: RefSeq, a predicted model, not a curated record
GCAGAACGGCGGCGGCGGCCGCCAUGGCGGUGUGCGCCCGGCUGUGCGGCGUGGGCCCGGCGCGGGGCUGCCGCCGGCGGGGGGCGGCGCGGGAGCAGCGGCGGGGAGGGGACGGCGACAGCGAGCCCGACACCGACACGGAGCCCGAGGAGGCCGCCGGUGCGGCGGAGGACGAGGAGACGGAGCGCAUCGAGGGCUCGAGGCCUUCGCCGGGCCCCGUCGAGGCGGGCCGGCCCCCGCUGUCGCUGCUGGAGCUGCCCCCGGAGCUCCUGGUGCAGAUCUUCGGCUCGCUGCCCGGUACCGACCUGCCCAGCCUGGCCCGGGUCUGCACCACCUUCCGCCGCAUCCUCCGCACCGACACCAUCUGGCGGCGGCGCUGCCGGGAAGAAUACGGCGUCUGUGAGAACCUGCGGAAGUUGGAGAUCACCGGAGUGUCCUGUCGAGAUGUGUAUGCCAAACGUAUAAACCCACGAGUGAAGUCGGGGCGUUUUAUGAAAAUCCUUCCCGACUACGAGCACAUGGAGUACAGAGAUGUUUACACCUGCCUGCUGCACCGAUACCGCCACAUCUUGGGAUUAUGGCAGCCGGACAUCGGGCCCUACGGGGGACUGCUGAAUGUGGUGGUAGAUGGCCUGUUCAUCAUCGGGUGGAUGUACCUGCCACCUCAUGACCCUCAUGUUGAUGAUCCGAUGAGAUUCAAACCUCUCUUCAGGAUUCAUCUCAUGGAGAGAAAAUGUGCAACAGUUGAGUGUAUGUAUGGCCACAAGGGGCCUCACAAUGGUCAUAUCCAGAUCGUAAAGAAGGAUGAGUUCUCCACGAAAUGCAACCAGACAGAUCACCAUCGGAUGUCAGGGGGAAGGCAGGAGGAAUUCCGGACGUGGCUACGGGAAGAAUGGGGUCGGACUCUGGAAGACAUCUUCCACGAACACAUGCAGGAGCUCAUCUUGAUGAAGUUCAUCUACACCAGCCAAUAUGACAACUGCUUGACGUACCGACGCAUCUACCUCCCUCCUAGCAGCCCUGAUGACCUUAUAAAGCCGGGUCUCUUCAAGGGGACGUAUGGGAGCCAUGGGCUGGAGAUUGUCAUGUUGAGCUUUCAUGGAAGGAAGGCCAAGGGGACUAAAAUCACUGGAGAUCCCAACAUCCCAGCUGGGCAGCAGACCGUGGAGAUCGACCUUGCGCACCCUCUGCGGCUACCCGACAUUGAGAACCUUCGUGAUUUCAGCGAGCUCUCCCGCAUCGUCCUUGAGGUCCAGGAGCAGGUGCGUCGCGAGGAGCAGGAGGAGGAGCAGCGGCAGGAGGGAGAGGACUGCUCCCAGCAGGCUGCCUCCCAGCCUGCUGCACAGCCCCUGGGAGGAGGAGAAGGUGCCGAGGGGGAAGAGACUGCAGCUGGGGCCCAGGGGGCAGCCCAGGACAAGGCGCCAGCUUCCCAGCCUUUUGUGCUGCCCAUGGGAGUCAUAUCAAGGAACGAAGACUAUCCCCGGACCUGCCGAGUUUGUUUUUAUGGGACGGGGCUUAUUGCUGGCCAUGGCUUCACCAGCCCCGAGCGAACACCGGGUGUUUUUGUUCUCUUCGACGACGAUCGCUUUGGAUUCAUCUGGCUGGAGCUGAAGUCCUUCAGCCUCUACAGCCGGAUCAAGGUCUCCUUUCAGAACGCCGAAGCGCCUUCCCGUGAGGCUUUUGAUGAAAUGCUGAAGAAUAUUCAGUCGCUGGCUACUUGACGGGUGAUGUGUGAUGGACAGGGCUAGGGGUUGCAAAGGCUGCUGCACUCCCCAGCCAAGGAUGGGAUGGGGAUUCCUCGUUUUCGGUACCUCUGAAAAAAAGCAUGCACUUUUAAUAAAGCCUUUUUACCCCAAA